AUGGGGAGUAAAUGGAGGAAAGUGAAGCUUGCACUUGGUUUGAAUAUGUGUUUGUAUACUCCAAGAAAUAAUAUAGUUGAUAAUGACGAUGAGGAUGAAUCUUUGCCGCCGUCUUCUUAUAGACACUCAGACGCUGCUCUGCUGUCACCAGUGGCGAACUGGACCUCAGCUCAGCCGACGCCCGGGUCAAAUAGGCUGAAGUUUUCCAAGAGCUUGAGUAGAUCUUCUUCUAAGUGUUUGCAAAACCAUUGCCACACACUGCAAAUGAAAGAAUUGAGAAGGAUUCACAAUGAUGAAGAAAAGUUGGUCAAAAUUAUGAGGAGUCUUGAGAGUUUGCCUAAGGAUUUGAAGGCAGCCAUUGAGGAUGGAAGAAUAUCGGGAUCGAUUUGUUGA
Fraxinus pennsylvanica is the source of this 393-nucleotide messenger RNA. Lineage: Eukaryota; Viridiplantae; Streptophyta; Magnoliopsida; Lamiales; Oleaceae. The record is from the annotation of a GenBank genome assembly.